CGGAAGAGCCCAUGCGUUUAGUGCACCGUGACCAAAAGUGCCAUGGCCGCUUUCUCGUCUCGGAGUGCUUAUAUAGGCUAGGUGACGGCCAUACCUCUCUCUCUCCCCGACGCUGAUGCAAUGGCACAAGGUAGCAGAUUGUCAAACUGCGGGCGAGUAGCCGCGGAGGGGACAUAAACCCAAUAAUCGGUGCCACAGGGCCAACUAUCAGUGCGGCUCCAGAACAGCAAUCUGACACGGGCAUACAUGCGCACUGCAGUUUAUAGUCAAUUCGAGUCUCCUCCGACGGAGCCACACGCAGCAGUGACUAUUCCGACCUCAGCCUUCUCCAGGUCCUGUUUCCGCCGCAGCCUUUUCCACCCGAUUUUGGACCAAAACAUUGCCACUGCGUCAGACUGUAACUUCGUCAGGCCCCAUCGCUCGGAUCCCGCGGAAGCCUGGUGUGUCAAGUGAAGGAGCCAGGCCAAACACAUGAAGUAAGACAGGAGGACGCUAGAGAAAGUGGUGACACGUACAGACCAGGGGGGACCAGCAGGGGGCUAGGAGUGGAGCGGAAGGCGACACAGUCACAAAGAGCAAAAGGUGGAGACCCUAGCAGGACAGGGCUAGAACAACAGCAAGGGGCGUCGGUCAUGCUCUAGCACACGGAGAAGAGGCUGAACCUCACCAGAGAUACACUGCCCCAAAAACCCUCCUCUCUCUCACCACCUCCCUCCCACUGCCCCUGCACUGCGGUGCCAGUGAGGAUGCCCAGGCGGCUAUUGUGACGGGUCGCGACGGUGUGUGUAGGUGGGCAGGCUGAGCUACGAUGCGGCCAUGGGCGGGCUCCUGGCGCUGGGUUACCCUGGUACUGCUGGCGUGGGGCACGCUGCUAUUCUACAUCGGGGGCCACCUGGUGAGGGACAGUGAGCACCCAGAGAGAUCCAGCAGAGAGCUAUCCAAGAUCCUUGCCAAGCUGGAACGCCUCAAGCAGCAGAACGAGGACCUACGACGCAUGGCUGAGUCCCUCAGGAUACCUGAGGGCCAGGUAGAAGAGGGAGGAGCCCUGGCUGUGGGGAGGCUACGCUCCCUGGAAGACCAGCUGACCAGAGCCAAGCAGAAGAUACACAGCUUCCAGAGACUGACCGGAGAUGGUCCGGGCCCCACCCAGGAGGAGCUGAGGCGGAGGGUGGAGAACGGUGUGAGGGAGCUCUGGUACUUUGUCAGCAGCGAGGUGAAGAAGCUGGGCCAUGUGGAGGCUGGGGAAAGGCCCAGACAAGCUGACACCCUGAUUGAAGACCUGGGACACCAGCAGAGGUCCAUCAUGACAGACCUGUAUUACCUCAGCCAGGCUGACGGAGUUGGAGACUGGAGGGUGAAGGAGGCCAGGGACCUGUCUAACCUGGUGCAGAACAGGAUCACGUACCUACAGAACCCCCAAGACUGCAGUAAGGCCAGGAAGCUGGUGUGUAACAUCAACAAGGGCUGUGGCUACGGCUGUCAGCUGCACCACGUGGUCUACUGUUUCAUGAUCGCCUAUGGCACACAGCGCACCCUCAUCCUGGAGUCCCACAACUGGCGCUACGCCACGGGCGGCUGGGAGACUGUCUUCCACCCCGUCAGCAACUCCUGUACUGAGCGUACCGGGGUGUCUACAGGGCACUGGUCAGGUGAGACCCAUGACAAGGACAUCCAGGUGGUGGAGUUACCCAUCGUGGACAGCCUUCAGCCCCGCCCCCCCUACCUGCCCUUGUCCAUCCCUGAAGACCUAGCCCAGCGCCUCCACCGGCUCCAUGGUGACCCGUCCGUGUGGUGGGUGUCUCAGUUUGUCAAGUACCUGGUCCAUCCUCAGGCCUGGCUGGAGAAGGAGAUCCUGGAUACCACAGCCAAGCUGGGUUUCAGGCAUCCCAUCAUAGGGGUCCAUGUUCGGAGGACGGAUAAGGUGGGGACGGAAGCAGCAUUCCACCCUAUAGAGGAGUAUAUGGUUCACGUGGAGGAACAGUUCCAGUACAUGGCCCGACGUUUCCACGUGGACAAGAAACGAGUCUACCUGGCAACAGAUGACCCUUCACUACUGCAAGAGGCUAAGACCAAGUACCUAGACUAUGAGUUCAUCAGUGAUAACUCUAUCUCGUGGUCGGCCGGUCUGCACAACCGCUACACUGAGAACUCUCUGAGAGGAGUGAUCCUAGACAUACACUUCCUGUCACAGACUGACUUCCUGGUCUGCACCUUCUCCUCACAGGUGUGCCGCGUGGCCUACGAGAUCAUGCAGACGCUGCACCCGGAUGCCUCCUCCUUCUUUCACUCACUAGACGACAUCUACUACUUCGGGGGCCAGAAUGCCCACAACCAGGUCGCCAUCUACCCCCACCACCCCCGCAGCCCAGAGGACGUACCCCUGGAGCCCGGUGACGUCAUCGGCGUGGCAGGGAACCACUGGGACGGCUACUCAAAAGGGGUCAACCGUAAAAUGGGGCGCACCGGUCUCUACCCAUCCUACAAAGUCAAGGAGAAGAUCGAAACCGUAAAGUACCCCACGUACCCCGAGGCAGACAAGCUGCUCUCAAACUCUCAACGGAAGUGAAGAAGGAAGGGAAGGAUGAAAAUAAAAAGAGAGAGAGACACUGAAUCAGUUAGACUGCACAUGUUGUGAACAGAGAGAACAGUGGGAAAGGGAGAAAGAGAUGGAGGUGAUUAGACUGCACUGAGAGUGUGUGGGCCUGCCUGUGGGCAUUUACUUGUGUGUGAGUGUGUAUAUCUGGAUGUGAAUCUGUAAAUUGCUGAAUCUUGCACCUGCCACCACCCUGUCCCGGUGCACACAGAUGGGUUUUAUAGAGAAAUAGGAAGGAACAUUGAUUUCAAACGAGCCUGAAAACAAUUAAAGGUCCGUAGCCGACAACACUCACUCUCCAAGGCAGACUGGGAAUGGGACUAUCCAACUGGGACUAUCCAAUCAGGGCAAGCCUUGGAUCGAUAAAAAAAAAUAUUUAAAAAGCCUUGGAUCGAUGACUGGAAAACAAUUAUAAACAAGAAAAAGUGACUUGUUUUCAUUUUUAUUAAAUUAUUUUGGUGGUUUAAA
This is a messenger RNA of Oncorhynchus keta (chum salmon), 3061 nucleotides long. RefSeq names its product alpha-(1,6)-fucosyltransferase-like. The transcript has 10 exons. Lineage: Eukaryota; Metazoa; Chordata; Actinopteri; Salmoniformes; Salmonidae. Gene Ontology annotation, biological process: protein N-linked glycosylation. Gene Ontology annotation, molecular function: glycoprotein 6-alpha-L-fucosyltransferase activity; protein binding. Gene Ontology annotation, cellular component: Golgi cisterna membrane. The record is from RefSeq and is a predicted model, not a curated record. Bases 809 to 2566 code for a protein of 585 amino acids.